AUGGAGGCUUUUAGGAGGGCCCUUGAGGAGACUGGGUUGGCUGAUCUAGGUUGGAGGGGGAACAAAUAUACUUGGAAUAAUGGCCAUGAGGGGGUUACCUUCAUUAAAGAAAGGCUUGACCAGGUGGUAGCCAAUCAAUGGUGGAGGGCCACGUUCCAAGAAGCAGGGGUGGAGGUCUUAAGCACUUGGGUUUCAGACCACAAGCCUUUAUUGGUGCUAGCAAAAGAGAUGGGAGAGAGGAGAUAUAAGGGAAAAAAGUUUAAGUAUGAGAUGAAUUGGGGUAUGGAAGAGGAGUGUGGCAGGCUAGUAGAGGAUGUUUGGAGCAAAAGGAGAGAAAAUAGUGGAUUUUUAAGGAGUGUGCAACAGAAAUUGGCUUGCUGUAGGGUGUCUUUAAGGCGAUGGAGUAGGGGUUUAAAUAAGGGCAGGGAGGGGGAAAUCAAGGAGAAAUCAGUACAGUUGAGGGUGCUAGAGGAAGAGGAGGGUCCUAAUAAUAUGGGGGAAAUAAAAAAACUAAGAGGGGAACAGAGCAUACUGUUGGAUAAGGAAGAUUUGAGGUGGAAACAAAGGGUAAAGAAACAUUGGUUGGCAAAUGGUGAUAAAAAUACAAAGUUUUUCCAUGCGUGUGCAAACCAGAGAAGGAAGAAGAACACUAUAAAGGCUGUCAGAGAUUCACAGGGUAGGUUGGUCAUUGAGGAGAAGGAGAUAGAAGGAGCCUUCUAG
Messenger RNA from Carya illinoinensis, 720 nucleotides. RefSeq lists its product as uncharacterized. Lineage: Eukaryota; Viridiplantae; Streptophyta; Magnoliopsida; Fagales; Juglandaceae. The record is from RefSeq and is a predicted model, not a curated record. The coding region runs from base 1 to 720 and encodes 239 amino acids. The transcript has a single exon.